Fopius arisanus is the source of this 1437-nucleotide messenger RNA. It is a transcript of the gene PheRS-m, whose product is annotated as Phenylalanyl-tRNA synthetase, mitochondrial. Gene Ontology annotation, molecular function: tRNA binding; ATP binding; phenylalanine-tRNA ligase activity. The transcript has 3 exons. Gene Ontology annotation, biological process: phenylalanyl-tRNA aminoacylation. Gene Ontology annotation, cellular component: mitochondrion; cytoplasm. NCBI's taxonomy places the organism in Eukaryota, Metazoa, Arthropoda, Insecta, Hymenoptera, Braconidae. Bases 89 to 1402 code for a protein of 437 amino acids. The record is from RefSeq and is a predicted model, not a curated record.
UCGGUGAGUUCAUAAACAUGUGUUACUCGCCGAAUUUCAACGACUUCAACAAUUGACCCGAGAAAAAGGGAAUACAAAAUUGAUAAAAAUGUUGGCAGUUGUGUCCCGAAGAAUUCGCCUCCUGAAAAAAUCUGAGGCAAUAAAAUUGAAGGAAUUCUGCACUGCGAGAAACUUGAACAAAACCCCGAACGACGUGGAACUCCUGGGGGAGAAAUAUGUUACCGACGAAUGGACGAAUGUAACUCCAAAAAUAAUCGAAAAAUUGGGGCGAACUCUUCACACAACAAAGUACCACCCAUUGUCCCACGUUCGACAGAGAAUCGUCAAUUAUUUCUACGGUAAUUACAGAAAUAAAUGUGGGAAUCCCUUGUUCAGUGUCUUCGACAAUCAGAAGCCGGUGGUGUCUGUUCACCAGAAUUUCGACUCACUGCUGAUUCCAGGGGAUCAUCCAAGCAGGAGCAAGACUGAUUGUUAUUAUGUAAAUAGGGAUACGUUGUUGAGGGCUCAUAUGACAGCUCAUCAGUCUGAAUUAAUUUCCAUGGGGUUGAACAAUUUUCUGGUGAUUGGCGACGUCUACAGGAGGGACGAGAUCGACGCGACUCAUUAUCCGGUGUUUCACCAGGUCGAUGCCGUCAGAUUGUGCAACAAUGACGAGAUCUUUGACAGUGUCAACGAUCCCGAAGGACUGGAGUUGUUCGAGAACAGAGGAAAGGAGAGCAAAGAGAAACAAGCAGUUCAUAGCUUAGAAGCUACUAAAAUAAUGGAGCACCAGCUCAAGAGGGAUUUGGUGGGUCUGGCUCAAGUUUUAUUUGGAAAAGAUGUAAAAUGUCGUUGGGUAGACCAGUACUUUCCGUUUACUCAUCCCUCUUGGGAGCUGGAGGUAUUCUACAAUAAUCAGUGGCUGGAAGUCCUGGGGUGUGGAAUUAUGAGACAGGAGAUUCUGAAAAAUUGUGGAGUGAACGAUAGAAUGGGCUGGGCAUUCGGUUUGGGGCUGGAGAGGCUUGCAAUGUGUCUUUAUAAAAUUCCAGACAUUCGAUUGUUCUCCAGUAGUGACUCGGGAUUUUUGAAUCAGUUCAAAUUCGAUGAUCCCAACACACCGGUGACGUACAAGCCGAUCAGUGUCUACCCCCAGUGCGCCAAUGACUUGAGCUUUUGGUUACCAGAGAACAGUGAGUUCUCUCCCAACGAUUUUUAUGACUUGGCUCGCGACAUCGGCGGAGACAUCAUCGAGCAAAUCUCGUUGAUCGACAAUUUCACUCAUCCAAAGACAAAUAAAACGUCCCACUGUUACAGAAUAGUUUAUAGACACAUGGAACGUACCCUAACGCAAAAGGAAGUAACAGAAAUUCACUCAGAAAUAUCUAGAAAUGCAGCAAAACUCCUGAACGUAACAGUAAGGUAGAAUCGCCAGAUAAAUAAAAGAGCUAUUAAAUUGUU